Messenger RNA from Harmonia axyridis, 2188 nucleotides. RefSeq names its product protein deadpan-like. Gene Ontology annotation, molecular function: DNA-binding transcription factor activity, RNA polymerase II-specific; protein dimerization activity; RNA polymerase II cis-regulatory region sequence-specific DNA binding. The record is from RefSeq and is a predicted model, not a curated record. Gene Ontology annotation, biological process: anterior/posterior pattern specification; regulation of transcription by RNA polymerase II; regulation of neurogenesis. The transcript is spliced from 4 exons. NCBI's taxonomy places the organism in Eukaryota, Metazoa, Arthropoda, Insecta, Coleoptera, Coccinellidae. Gene Ontology annotation, cellular component: nucleus. The coding region runs from base 167 to 1468 and encodes 433 amino acids.
UCAUUAUCGAAGUUGGCCUCGUGUGGUGAGGUCGUAAAUUUUUGUGGAAAGUGGUUGUCAACUUGGCUGUGCCAGUUCUUGGUGUUUUUGGAUUAUUACGAUUUUGUGAUUCUGUGGAUUUUUGCUAAAGUUCUGUUUCAACCAAAUUUACCACAGUCAACCUAAAAUGCCAAUCAGUGAAGACGAAUACGAUUCAAGAUCUCUCCAAGAACCAAGCGUCACAAUGUCUAAGGCUGAAUUGAGAAAGACUCACAAACCUAUUAUGGAGAAACGUAGGAGAGCAAGGAUCAACCAUUGUCUGAACGAAAUCAAAAGUCUCGUUUUGGAAGCAAUGAACAAAGAUCCCUCAAGACACUCUAAACUGGAGAAGGCCGACAUCUUGGAAAUGGCUGUUAAGCAUCUGCAAAACAUCCAACGCCAACAACUCGCCAUUGCCAUGGCUACCAACCCUUCAGCUGUCAGAAAAUUCAGGGCAGGUUUCGACGAUUGUGCAGAUGAAAUCGACAAGUGCCUCAAUCAGCUUGAAGGUGUGGGUGAUAACCUCAAACAAGGCCUCAGCAGCCACCUCAGGAAGUGUAUGAGUGGCAUUGAGCAAGUUGCACACAUCAACUACCCAGACCAGAGUCACGUGCCUUUCUUGAGCAACCCCAACGUAAUGUCUGCACCAACAUCCAAGCUAGACGUAGGUUUGGACUCUACCACCAGCAGGGUGGGAGACUUGAACAACAACCCUUUCUUCAGGAUACCUCAAGGGUUGCAGUUGGUCCCUGAAAGAUUAAGACCUGGAGAUCUGACUCUCUUGCUUUCGAACGUCACCAACAACUUCAACUUCUCCAAUACAACCCCGAGCCACGUACACGUCAAGGAGACUGAAAGACCAAGUGCCUUUGCAACUGUGAUACCUUCGUCUCUGUCUGGAAAACUGUUGAGUCCUCCACUAAGUCCCAAAACCUACCAAAUCCCAGAUGAAAGAAGCUCGUCUCCUCAAGGAUUCAGACCAGUUCACAUCACCAUCAAACCUGUUAUUGCAUACGCUAACCCUAGAUGUGAAGACGAUGCACAGGUCUGCCAAAUAUCUUCUACUUCUGCACCUCUAUCCUCAGAAAUAAAAACCAUGAAGUUCCCAAUUCAGAACACCAACGAGAAAAGGACUUUGAUCGGUCAGAGUAAGACUUCUGAGCCUCUUUCUGUGAUAACCAAUCAAAACGAAAGGUACAAGCAAGCUAAAGUUGUUCAGGAUUCUUUAUAUUGUGAGGAGAACAUUCAAAGGGGUAUCAAAAGGAAGUUUGAAGAAAGUCAACAAGGACUUUUGGUAACCGCGGAAGAUUACCCUCAAAAGAAGAUACUACUAUUUGAGUCCAGCUCUUCUUCCAAGACAGACAAAGCUUCAACAUCGUCUUCUUCAAUUCCUCAACCUCCCAAAGAUCAAAAUGAAGAUAGCUGUUCCGAAAUGUGGAGACCAUGGUGAUCCAAUUGUUUCAAAUUUGAAACGUUUGAUAAAUUUUUGGGUACCAUCUUCGAUCUUGGAGAGGAAGGCUAUGAAAACGCUGCUUUCAAUGGACUGGAAAAAAAGAAGAAACCAAGAGGAAGCUGGAGUACACUGGAUGAUCUCAACGUAAAAAGAAGUGAUAAAAAAUUAUAUGAGAAAAAAGCUUUAUAAAGAGAGUGAGAUGAUAAGAGAUCUCAAACAGAAUUUUAAUGGGUUUGUUUGUGUUGAUAUAUUUAAUUUUAUACAUAAAGAAUAUAUGAUGAAGAGACAAUAAAUGUUUCUUGAAAUGAUAUUUGUUAAAAUUCACCUUUAUUGCUUACAUAACUUCACCCUCCUACUUUCCUAUAUCAGCAACAUUUUGAAGAAGAAAAAAGUUAAAGAGCAAGAUGAAAAACAGUUGUGGGAGGGAAGGAACAAAAAACUUAUUAAAUAUGUUGUAAAAAGGCAGAAAUAAAAAUAGUUCGAUAUUGUAAAAAACAGUAUUUUAUGAUCUAUAUAAAUUUUCAAAACCAUGAAAGCUCUUGAAUAAAUAUAUUAUCCCAGACUGUAACAUAAUUAAACAAUGUAAAAACAUCUUUGGAUAGCCUCAGUUUCGAAACAAUUAAAUUAUGAAAAAGUAAAUAAUAAAUAGUAAGAAAUAGUAACGAAAAAAAAAAAUAAGCGAGAAAUACAAUACAAUAAAAAACAAAUUACAAAAAC